Molecule: messenger RNA, 820 nt
Organism: Dendrobium catenatum
Lineage: Eukaryota; Viridiplantae; Streptophyta; Magnoliopsida; Asparagales; Orchidaceae
Product: iron-sulfur cluster assembly protein 1
Exons: 3
Coding region: 81-623 (180 amino acids)
Biological process (GO): intracellular iron ion homeostasis; iron-sulfur cluster assembly
Cellular component (GO): cytoplasm; mitochondrial matrix
Molecular function (GO): 2 iron, 2 sulfur cluster binding; ferrous iron binding
Source: RefSeq, a predicted model, not a curated record
AAUAGUACCCAAAAGAUCUGAAGACGGAUAGGUUCGAUUGUUCGAUUGAUAGAGCAGAGAGAAGAAAAAAUCGGGAGAGGAUGAUGUUGAGGGCCGGAGGAAAGCGACUUCUAGGGAUAGGGUUUGUGCGUCAGGUGGCUGCUUCGCCUGCCGCAGCGGCAACGGCAACGGCAACGGCGGCUCGGAGUUACCACGAGAGGGUGGUGGAUCACUACAAUAACCCUAGAAACGUUGGAGCCUUUGACAAGAAGGAUCCUACGGUGGGAACGGGGCUGGUCGGGGCCCCGGCGUGCGGCGACGUCAUGAAGCUCCAGAUCAAGGUCGACGAGAACACGGGAAAAAUUGUGGAUGCCUGUUUCAAGACCUUUGGAUGCGGUUCCGCCAUCGCUUCGUCAUCCGUUGCUACUGAAUGGGUGAAAGGGAAGAAAAUAGAAGAAGUUUUGUCCAUCAAGAACACAGCAAUCGCAAAUCAUCUCUCGCUUCCCCCGGUUAAGCUUCAUUGCAGCAUGCUUGCAGAGGAUGCGAUCAAGGCGGCUGUCAAAGAUUAUGAAAAGAAGAGGGACAAAUUGGGACAGAACAAAGAGCCUGCUUUGGACACAGCAGAGAAAGCCGCUAAUGCCUAGAAAUUUAUCCUGUAAAUCUGAGCUUAUAUAAAUAUAUGCUUUGUUCCACAUGAAGUCAGGAAUAAUCGGUAUAGACAGAUGGAAAUUAUGACUCUAUGAACCUUAGGAAUAUUUGACCAGUGUAUUAAAAAAUUACCAUAGGUCUUUGUACUGUUUUCUAAUGUUUGCUGAUGAUAUAUAUAUGCCUGCUAUGAACA